Molecule: messenger RNA, 6554 nt
Organism: Nilaparvata lugens (brown planthopper)
Lineage: Eukaryota; Metazoa; Arthropoda; Insecta; Hemiptera; Delphacidae
Product: probable E3 ubiquitin-protein ligase HERC1
Exons: 33
Coding region: 3-6116 (2037 amino acids)
Molecular function (GO): protein binding
Source: RefSeq, a predicted model, not a curated record
UUAUGAGUAACGGAUAUCAUUACAUGGUUUCAAAAUACAAUGAUCAAUUCAAUACAGAUUGGUCCUGUAUUGAGAUCGAGCAUAUUGCAAAUAGAGAAAAUUUAUCCACACUUUAUGAACGUCUCGUGAAUUACAAGGAGCUAGUGCCCUACCCGGAGCAUGUGUUGCUGUUGGUGGAUAGUGCAGAGGACUCGUGUUACAUAGGCUGCAGCAACAGUGAGCCGGAUGCAGGGCUGCAUCGCUAUGCAAGCAAGCAGCUGGCAGCUCAGUGGCAGUGUGCCAGGCGAUGGUGCAUGGCUGGGACAUUUUCCACUUGCCUGCAACACCGGUUGGCAAUACUGCAGCGUGUUUGGCAUGCGCUACAAAACAUCGCCGAAAAGCCCAAGCUGCAGACAAGCGGGGCUGAAAAGGAGCCUGUCCCAGCGCAAACGGAGGCGUCACGUGACCCGGUUGUGACGUCAUGCGAGCCUCAGCGCACCUGUAACCAGGCUCUGCUCGAGAUCGCUGUCAAAUCUGGCAUCUCGCUUCUUUUCGCUCUGCUCAGACAGAGCUCUGCCUAUAGCACCAUUACUGGCCAACCCAAUCUGUGCAUAGAGGUGUUGAGCACAGCAGUCGAAGUGGUGAGAGGUCUCCCCCCGCUCUCACUGGCCAAUGACAGUCAGAUGUCUGCGAUGGGCGCACAAAGUCUUGCUGAAGUCAGCUGUUUCCUCAAGCAAAUCGCCAAACCGGACUCCUGCGUUGAUUCUCAAGGACAAAGGUGCGCCCUAGAACUGCUGUUGGGUCUAGCGGUGCAGCGUGGCACGCUGAGGCACCUGCUGGAGUGGGUGGAGUUGGCAGUGGGGUGCAGUGGAGGCCACAUUGGAGGGGUUGCUCUGGGUCACUGCCGGACGCAGAUGCGAGCUGUCACGGCGGGCGACUCGGUGGCCGCUGCUGGCGACUUGAGUAGCCCUGUGUCGCUGCACUCGGCCGCACUGCUCAUCAUGCAAGAGUUGGUGCAGUUGGCUUGUGAGGGUGCAGGGGGGUUGGAAAGCGGGGCAGGAGGGGGAAAGUCGGAGGUGUAUGUAUGGGGGAGCAAUUCGUCUCAACAGCUGGCAGAGGGCACACAUGACAAAAUACUCUUUCCAAAACUAGCACCGCUUUUCACCAACGUGCAACAGGUGGAAGCCGGGCAGCACUGCACAUUCCUGAUAGACACGACGGGAGGAGUUUUGGCCUGCGGCAAGAACAGCUACGGCCGCCUGGGUCUGGGAGACAGCAGUCAUCAGCCGACGCCCAAGCGGCUGCCACUCGACGCCCACAUCACCAAGGUGUCCUCGUCCAAGGGAAGUGACGGACAUACACUGGCGCUCAGCGACAAAGGCCAUGUCUACAGCUGGGGCGACGGUGACUACGGCAAGCUGGGCCAUGGCAGUACGAGCGUACAGAAGACGCCGAAGGUGAUAGCGGGGCCUCUACUGGGCAAGCGAGUGGUGUGCAUUAGUGCCGGCAACCGCCACAGCGCUGCAGUCACAGACGAUGGCCAACUCUACACAUGGGGCGAGGGAGAGUAUGGGCGCCUGGGACACGGCGACAGUCUGGGCCGCCAGGUGCCGACACUGGUGGAGGGGUUGGCGGGCGCGCUUGUGGGUGCAGUUGCGUGCGGCAGCGUGCACACAGUAGCCGUGGCACAGGACGGCCGCACAGUCUGGUCGUUUGGUUCGGGUGACUGCGGCAAGUUGGGUCACGGCGACACGGCCCUUGUGUCACGGCCCAAGGCUAUUGCCGCCCUACAGGGUGUUCCUAUAAGGAAGGUGGCUGCUGGAAUACAAUUUUCGUUGGCUUUGACUCCUAGUGGUCAGGUUCUAGCAUGGGGCAACGGGCCGUGUAUCGGGUCGGGCAGUGCUGACUCGACGCAGCUGACGCCGCAGCCGAUCGACGAGUUGGCCGGCGUCAGAGUGGUUGACAUCGCGGCGUCAGACCUGCACUGCUUGGCGCUGAGUGGUGACUGCGAUGUGUUCGCCUGGGGCAACAACAGCGUCGGUCAGUGCGGCCAGGGUCACUCCAGCUCGCCGCUCGCCCGGCCGCGCAAGGUGCUCGGUCUCAGCGGUGUCCGGGUGCUGCAGGUGUCGGCCGGCACAUCGCACAGUCUCGUCUGCACCUCGGUGCCCACUGAUCGGCCCGUAAUAACAUGGCAUCGACCAUUUUGUGUGGAUAUGAGCCAGGAGUCGUUUGCACUGAUUGCCGCCUUCAUUCGACGACACUGCGAUGGCUUCAUGGCGGCCGAGGAGAAGGUGGUGGGAGGGGUGAAGGAUGAGAAGAAAGAAGAGGAGAAGAAAGAAGAGAAGAAAGAGGAGGCAUCUCCUCCUCUCAGCAACAGCGAACAAAGAGAGCAGUUUGUGCUGCUCUGCUUGAGACUGUUGUCGGCCCAUCUCUCAUUGGCGCUCUCUAGCGGAAAUCAUCAGAAGAUACUUGGCGACCAGGCGACAGCGUUGCGCUAUCUCUUGUUCAGACUUGUGGACAUAGUUCUACCACCCAGCAUUGAAGUGGCGGUCACGGAGUGUUUGGCUAUAGGAGCUCCAAUGCUUCUGCCUUCAAUCAAGGAACGGCUAGCCCUAUUGGACUCUCUUCUAUCCCAGGAGAAUUCUCUGACAAAAGGCCAGAAAAUGCUUUUAAGCGUGAUUGUGAAAAGUCUAGAGGACCACCAGACUCUGGCUUCAUUGUGGGGCGACGAGGCUCAUAGCUGCGGUGAGGCGUUGGAGGCAUUAAUGAUCGAAUCCCUCAUGGAUACAUUGCUGGCCAACAGGACAAAGCACACGAUGUUGGAACUGAACGAGCUACUGCUACCGUCUCAACCGGAGGAUGCAGCCAGCAGUUUACAAGGCACUUGUCAGGGCAGUCUGUUGCGACUGCUGCACUCGUUGCACAGCCAUAUGCUGGCGCAUUGUGUGAGGUGCAUCGAGCAAGAGAGAGAGGAUGAGAGAGUAGGUGCUCUUCCCCCCUGUGCCCUCCUGCUCCGACGUCAUGUGGCACUCUUGUUCUCUCACUGCGAGACACUACUGGCAUCCGCCAACCACGUCGCUGCAACCAAUCAUUCGCACUGUCUGCAUGAUAUCCUGUACAACUCGGUGGCUGGUGCUCUAUUGUCCAACAUGGCGCAUUCUCUGCUCCUGUUGCCAAGUGGCAUUGUGCAGCCGAAUGUGGCAGCCAUGCUCUCCCUGCUUCGACUCCUCCAGCAGCUCACAAAGGCACCACACAUCGACAGUCGACUAUCUUCACAGGCGAACACACCAACAGCCAUGUCUCAGCAUUGGUGGGCGUGGCUUGUUGACAUGGAGCGCGCCAUUGGUGUGCUGGUGGGCAAGUGUCUGCGAGCACCAAUCACCAGUCAGCAACUGCCGUCGCCGGCCAAUCACAAUCAAGCAAUGCUCUGGCUCGAGAGCCCUCUUUUCGCCUUCGGACAUGACUGCACCGACCAGACUAUGCCAGAUGUUUUGUUUAAAGUGAUAACGUACAUUGAAACGAUCACCAGAAACGUGGACCAGGAUUGGAUAACGAAGAAUGAAGUAAAAGACUUUGAUAAUUCUUCGCUUUUCUAUGAAUUGGACCAUCUGAAACAUUAUAAUGAAGUGAUCGGCGCUGUAUUCGGUGACGGCAGAAAAGUGUUGGAUGAAGAAAACGCAAAGCCAUUCGGCAUCGAUUCUAGUCAAGUGCCUGAUUUGGUCCAGAAACGACAGUUGAUGCCACUGCAAUUAACUGUGAUGAAUAAAUUUAUUUGUCUCGCCAUUUUGAAAGUCUCGAGCCUAGCAUUAGAUGAAAUAGACGAGACUGUGCUUUUAGAAUUGUGGGAAAACUUGUGGAGAAUAGAAAAGCGACUUCUGGCUUAUGAAGAGAUGGAGAAUAGGAACCGCGAUGAAAGUGACAGAGAUACCGUGAGGAGAGAGAGUUAUGAAAACGUUCCGAAGCAUGAUGUUUGGCUAAGAGAUGACACAAGAAUGUCCGAUGGAGACAGGCGACACCAUGAGCUGACAAUUACAAUGAUAAAAACAGCAUUUAUUAUAUUAUAUGUUAAAAAUGCACCGGACUCAGCUACUGCAAUCAAGAUAUGGUCUGAGUCAUCUGGAAAACUGUCUCUGAACGAAUACCUUGGCAAAAUCAGCACAGGAGUAAUGUAUUUCAUAAUGGGAUUGUCAAGUGAUGGUAGUGACGUGGGCUUGGCCAUGGAUUUGCAGUUGCUCUUGAAUAACAUGCAACAGGUCCAGGAAAGCGCCCAGAUGUGUCAAUCAGCUAUGAACAUUCUACUGGGACUCAUGCAAAAUACGGACAAAAAAGACGAUUCUGUUGAAACCAAAGAAGAAGGGGAUGACUGCACUGUAUUGAAAUUUGUACACGAGCAACUAGUGUCAUCCAUGAUAGGACUGUAUGAUUUUCCAGCCAAACCUGAACCAGUGCAUUAUCUGCAUCCUUUCAAAUGCGCGCCCAUUCAAUUGAAACGCCACAUAUCCGAUUCUGUUCAAGAACUUCACAAAAUUAUGAUUGAAUCUCUGAAGAUCAAUUCCAAACAGAUUCAUCAAUCCAAGCAACAACUCAUACUGAACAUUUUCGUGCUGAGUAAGCAUUAUUCGGCCAGUGAUUUCAGUCACGCUGUCUCACUCGGCCUUCUGCCCAUCCUGGUUGAGAUUGCCUGCUCGCAAAUAUUUGAACGACAGUCGACUCUCUCCCAAGCCAGUAUUCAACUGCUACUGAUUUUGUCAACAUUUUGUGGAAUCUAUGCGGAAGAACUUGAUGAGGGAGUAGUGCAGUCAAUGAGCGACGCUCUUUACUCUUUCCUCUCUUUCCUUCUCACGUCCCUCACAACAAAACAGAUUCAAAGCGACCUGGAAGCAUCUUCGCUGGAAUGCGCUGUGGAGCCUAUACCUCUAUCACCAUCAGAAGUGAAAGUGUUGGAGCGUAAUGUGGGCGACCUGCUGGCCUUCAUCCGUCGAUUAACGUCCAACCCAGUGAUGCUCGGCCAACUGGCCCAGGAGCGAUGGAUCCAACUGCUAUUGACUCUGGUCGGAGUCGGCUCCGACUCGCUGCCUCGACUCGAGUCACUCCGCUCGCAGCUGCUGGCGAUCGACUCGCUGACUCGAGUCCUGCCCCACACGCUGCUCGAGUCAGACUCGGCUGAGAAGGUGGCCGGCACCCUGAUGCAGUUGCUGGCUGCCAACAUGUGGCAGAUUCCCCACGCGCUCGCCGAGCGAAACGCGCUGCAGCGCGAGGCUGAGCUCGACUCGCAAAUGGAACGCUUGACUGGAACAGGAAUGAGUGCUCAUGAUUUGAUACUGAAAGACGAUAAUGUGCCAAUUUAUGACACAAGUUUCGACGUGAACAAGUGCCUGUGUUGCACUGUCGAGAAUGAACACACCCUUGUGCAUGGCAAUGGCGGCAGAGGAUUUGGCCUCGGAAGUACUCCUUUUACUAGCGGAUGCUACCAGUGGACAUUUCAAAUAGCGAAAGAGCAGCAGGGUAACGAAGGCACAUGUGUCGGCAUAUCAGUCUGGCCGGUAAAGGACUACUGUCAUCGGACCACUGAGGACAUGUGGUUGUACCGCGCCUACAGUGGCAACCUGUACCACGGCGGGGAGUUGGCGACCAGUCUGCCCAGCUACACGGUGGGCGACAGUGUCACCGCCCUGCUCGACAUGGACUCGCGUACGCUCAGCCUCGCCAAAAACCACGACGAGCCAUUGCUCGCAUUCACCGACAUAGACACCUCUUUGCCGCUCUACCCGUGUGUCCUGUUCUACAGCACAAAUCCCGGCGAAAAGGUGCGCAUGUGCAACAUGCAGGUUCGCUGUUCGCCGCGCGAACUGUUGGCGGGCGAACCGGACUGUGCGCCGGCGUGUGUUGUGCUCGCCGAGUCGUUCGUCGCACUCAUUCGCCGUCUGCACUCGUCGGCCGGCGACAGAUGGACGGCUGCUGUCAACAAGUGUCUGCUCCAGGGUCUGGCCUCCACCUCACAGCUGCUUCCACAACAAAAUGUAGCAGGAGUGGAGAUGGAGACGACUAGCGAUCAGCUGGCGUUGGAGGAGCUGUGCCAGGGGGGAGGUUGGGCCGCGCUAGCAGUGGUGGGGGUGUGGACAGGGGUCUGCGGGUAGGAGGGGUUGCCCUGGACAAGGUCACCGGUCGUCAGGUCACCGUGCUCGGCUCAUCCCCCACCAGGCACCCCUCCAGGCAGGCCAACGCACACAUCAAGGUCUACUGGGAAGACGCCGGCGAGGGACCUGCUAUCAGCGACCGAGCCGGCUGCCUGCUGGAGCCAUGCGAGCCCACGCCCUUCAACAUCAACAAACUGAGUCGCGUCCCCCCCACCACUUGGCGCAGUUUGGCGUGCAUUUCAAAUUUGGCGCGCGAACUCGCAUUUCCCGCCUGUCAGCUGAGCGACGACGAAGCGGCCGCCAUCAAGAAGGCACAGGAUAUGACGUCAUCAGCAGCAGCCAAUCAGCAGCCGGCUCCGCCUAACCCCCCGCCCACCGCCACUCCCACCGUCACCAGUGUCGAGUCACUCACCAAUCAGAUUAUUGUGAAUAUUUUCG